AUGGCCAACAGCGAGCUAGCUUAUCUUGGUGGCAUGUGCUCCGCGGGCAUGGUGAGCUACUUCUGGAUGCUACGAUGCAUCCUAGAGCUACGGCGUCUUCCUGGCAACGGUCUCCAGUGCUACGAGGAGACUUCGACCAUGCUAGUUCUCUUCUUGGUGGUGAAGGCCGUGUUGUUGGUGCUCCACACGUUGAUGCUAUUGUUCGGAUGGAAUGAUGCCAGCACCGGCUGGUACGUUGGCACUGGGGUUCUGCUUGCCGAUGCUGGUGUCAUGGCUUUGGCCCUGUACCUGCGAAAAUGGAUCGCCCGACGAAAGGCGGCACUUCAGGUGGAGGCCCAGCAGCUCCAGAAUGACAAACGCAGCACGGCCUUGGAGCAGCUGCCCAGACUACAAUAUGCGGAGCUGCAAACUAAAGCAGAAGUCUCCGAAAGGAUGCCGCCCAAUGCAGCUGCGAGUGAGAUGAUACUGCAGGAUCAGUGCAUAGUCUGCUUGAGCAACUUCGAACCCGACUGCACGGUGCUACAGCUACCUUGUGGGCACGUUUUCCAUGAGGACUGCAUCGCAGACUGGUUCUUGGAUGCGAAACAUGAUCCAUGUCCGUUUCGUUGCCAGCAGACCGCAGCUGCUGACGGCCCUGUAUUUCCGAACGAGCAGGUCUUCCCGAACCACGUUCUCGAUCUUGAUCUUGAAGCAGCUGUCGAAAGCCCCACGUCCGAGCCGCUCGCGGAUGAAGCUCUGCCAGUUCACCCAGUCCAUGAGUCACUAUGA
This is a messenger RNA of Symbiodinium sp. CCMP2456, 768 nucleotides long. NCBI's taxonomy places the organism in Eukaryota, Dinophyceae, Suessiales, Symbiodiniaceae. The record is from the annotation of a GenBank genome assembly.